Messenger RNA from Epithele typhae, 1947 nucleotides. RefSeq lists its product as uncharacterized. The transcript has a single exon. NCBI's taxonomy places the organism in Eukaryota, Fungi, Basidiomycota, Agaricomycetes, Polyporales, Epitheliaceae. Gene Ontology annotation, molecular function: protein binding. The record is from RefSeq and is a predicted model, not a curated record. Bases 1 to 1947 code for a protein of 648 amino acids.
AUGGCCACCGUCGGCACCCUUCCCUUUCCUACCUUCGCGGGCUCCAUCCCUGCUGCGGAUCGUGCUUCACUCUCGGGACUCUCGGACGCUGACAUUCGCAAAUGGAUCGUCGCCAAGGCAGAGGAGUACCGCAAGAUCGCACUGUCUCUUCUAUCUCUCCACAACUCGAUCGCGCCGAUUCAUCGCGCCUUCCCGACAGAACUCCUCUCUGAGGUUCUGUCAUACUGCUGGGACGACAUGCGCAGUGUGCGCCUCAUGCACGUCUGCCGUCUCUGGCGCGCGGCAGCGCUCAAGACCCCGCGACUGUGGGCAGAAGCCGCCGCCGCUCCUGGCGUCCAGUUCACAUUCAACAAGGCCAGGAUCGAGGCGCAGUGUCAAGACCUGGAGGAGGGCCGUAUCUCGUUUGCGGCUACCGCGAUAGAACUAUCGUCUCCAGAACCGCUGCGCCUCAAGAUCCAUUUUCUCCCAGAUGCCCUAUCCCAGACACUCUCGUCGCACACCUCCCGACUCGUCGAUUUGUAUGUACGCCUCCAAAGUGCCGCGCAGUUCAAGUCUCUGUGCGCACUUCUUGCCAGCGGCUUACCCAACCUCACCGUCCUCGGCAUCGCGUUCUUCGGACAUGUAGGGAUGUACCGAGACUGGCUCACCCCGGGAACCAAAAGGCAUUCCGGCGACAUACACGAGCGCGACGACAAAGGGACACUCUCCAAGGAACUCACCAAAUGGAGCGUGGGUGUUCAAGGCCUGAUCGCAUGCACUCCUCGUCUUCAGACACUCCGAUGCGUUCCGAUCGAUCUCGUGUCUCACUUUGCUUGUUCCACCGUGCGCGACAUGUGCAUCACUCCCGCAGUGUUCGGCACGAAUCACUUGGAGGGCUUCAUCCACGCGUUGAAGAACACUCCGAACGUCAUGCGCCUCGAUCUGUGCAUGGAGAACGCCCGGCUGAGGCCGGACGACGACGCGCCCGGGUGGGCGGCCAGCCCCGUCGACCUUCCAGCGCUGCAGACGUUGGUCGUCAACCUCAACGGAAACACACACGCGGCACAGUACCUGGACCUCAUCUCCCUUUCGUCUUCCGUAGGCAUCGACCUUAUGCAAGGCGAACUUGGCCUUUCGUUUCUCUACCAAGACCUCCCUUCUCGCCACACCCCGCUCAUCCAAUCCCGAGUCCAGUCCGCAAAUACCGUGCACAUCUGCGACUCCUACGACCGGUGGAAGAUCCCCACCGUCGUCAUUUCAACGUCGAAGGACGACGAGGAGCCCGUCCGCUUUACCCUCUCCGCCGACUCGCACAGCACUGCACCCUAUCUGCCCUCGCUCGAGCUCAUCGAGACCUUCCGCGACACGGGCGCGGCCGUCACCCACCUCGUCCUCCACCAGACCUGGGCGAUCCAGACCCUGGACGGGCAGCCGGACGUCUUCCGCGCGUUCCCGCACCUCACCUCGCUCGACCUCGCCGGCCCCCGCGCGCACCGCGUCAUCAAGGCGCUCCAGCACCUCGACGACGACGACGACUUCGGGCGCCCCGACGCGCUCGUGUGCCCGCGGCUGCGGACGCUCAAGGUCGCGUUCGGGCUGAACCGCGGGGACGACAAGUCGGCGUCGCGUAGGGCGUGGGCGGCGCUGCGGGUGCGGCCCGCGGGGUGGAGGGAGACGGUGCUCCACGCGAUCCCGGCGCGGGUCGCGGCGCUGGUGAAGCCGCUGGAGCACCGCGCGCGGUGUGGGCUCCGGCUGAAGCGGCUGGAGUGGGAGGACCGGGAGUGGGAUCCGACGCUGAGGCUGGAGUUCCCGCCGUCGGCGGUGGUGGGGACGUACGUUCCGAGCCCUGCGCUGUUUGAUCAGGAAGCGCUCGAGAAGCUGGUGAACGGGCCGGUCGUCUUUGGGGGGUUCACGUACCAGGAGAUGCCUGAGCGUGUGGUGUUACCUGGACAGAUGGAUGUACUGUGA